CUGAUUGGAUCAGCUUGCGUAUGAGGGAGGGAACCUAGGUCACAACGUAUAUAAGCUCUCCGACAACUUGCUUAAAUGAAUGCUGGGAAAUAUGGCAACAGCCGGUAGAGAGGUUAAUGCAAAGGUUCGUUGUAGAUCUUUUAACCGGGGCUCCUGCAGAUGGGGUGAUAACUGUCGUUUUUCCCACGAAAGGAAAGUCGCUCCGAUCUGCCGACAUUUCCAGAAUGGCUUCUGUGUCUAUGGAGACAAGUGCAGUUUUCAGCACUUACUGCUACCACCUCAUCCUCCACAAUACCUGCCAGGACGUAGGGUCUCGGAACCUUGUAUUUUGCCUCAUGUUCCUGAGCAUCAUGAAGCACGCAGAGGAUCCGAGCCUGUAGUUCCCCCCUUAAAGCUGUCUGAGGAGCGGAAGGAAGCUUUGCCUCCUUCAGGUAGAGAGAACUGGGCUCUAGCUGCAGAGUUCAUUCCUAGACAUUCAGGACUUGUAAGAUCUGUAUCCAGUCCUACACUUCCGCAUGAGGCAUCCAUAAGAACUGAUGUGACUAAGCAUUUUGAUGGCAUGAAAAGCACCAAUUCUCUAAAAAACUUGAAUUCUCAAAAGUGUACUUCAGAUCUACAAUAUGAACGUAGUCGGGAUGUAGUUUGCGGGAUUUGUAUGGAUAAGGUGUAUGAGAAACAAGUACCAGAAAGAGUGUUUGGCAUAUUGCCAAACUGUAAUCACGCUUACUGUGUUGGUUGUAUUAAACGCUGGCGGAAAACAAGAGACUUCCAGAAUGAGGUUGUUAAGGGCUGUCCUCAGUGCCGAAUAAAGUCCAGCUAUUUUAUCCCCAACAAAUACUGGGUUGGAGAUUCUGCAGAGAAGGUGAAACUGAUAGAAACCUUUAAAGCAAAGACCAGCAAAAUCCGCUGCCGCUUUUUCCUUCGUGGGAAUGGCCAUUGUCCCUUUAAAUCAGAAUGCAUUUACCUUCAUGAAAUACCAUCUAGGCAUCAGCAAAGGAAAAGACGUGAACAAAGAAGACGGAGUGCCUCUGCUCUGACCUAUUCGCACUUGGUUGGAAUGUUUGAUGAAGACUUCACAGAUGAUGAGGACAUUGAUCUUCUUCAUUGUGCUCUCACCCUUGCUCUAAUUGAGGAUAACUUUGAGCUGGGCUUAGGUUUUUCUGAGGAAGUUGAAAUUCUGUGGGGUGAGGGUAGCGACUCAGAGUAGAAACUUGCUAUAAAGUAACUGUAUGCAGUGGAGAUUGGAUCCCUUUUUUUAAAGCUUUUAUUGGUGUUCUGGUAUAGUCUUGUCUGAUUAAACAUUCUGAAAACUAACUUAUAGCAGAGAGGGUAAUUUCUAAACGAAUCUCAAUUACAUUAAUUACAAAACUCAAUCUACCUUUGUUCUACUAUGACAAGACUGCCUUUAGUAUAUAGAUGUACAGUUGGUGGCUGAAUUUUUUUAUUUUUUUUCCCCCACCCAUUGUGAUGUGGGGGAUAGAAAUAUUGUAAGUUAAAUAAAGAUUAAGAACAAA
Xenopus laevis (African clawed frog) is the source of this 1514-nucleotide messenger RNA. It is a transcript of the gene mkrn3.S, whose product is annotated as makorin ring finger protein 3 S homeolog. The coding region runs from base 80 to 1207 and encodes 375 amino acids. The record is from RefSeq and is a predicted model, not a curated record. Gene Ontology annotation, biological process: protein ubiquitination; protein polyubiquitination. The transcript has 8 exons. Lineage: Eukaryota; Metazoa; Chordata; Amphibia; Anura; Pipidae. Gene Ontology annotation, molecular function: metal ion binding; ubiquitin protein ligase activity.